AAAAAAGAGAGAGAGAGAGAGAGAGAUGGGUUGGUGUGGUUUAGCCUCAUUUUUUUUGUUGUUGUUGUUGUUGUUUGGGGACAUAGUGAUGCUGAGGGUGGCUUGUGGAGAAGGUAAGCAGCAUGAUUAUGGGGAUGCUUUGGCGAAGAGCAUUUUAUUUUUUGAAGGCCAACGUUCAGGAGAGUUACCUUCUACCCAACGAAUGAAUUGGAGGAAAAACUCUGCUCUCCAGGAUGGUUUUCAAUUUGGAGUGGAUUUGGUGGGAGGAUACUAUGAUGCAGGUGACAAUGUGAAGUAUAAUUUUCCAAUGGCAUUCUCAACAACAAUGUUGGCUUGGAGUGUGUUGGAGUUUGGGGAGUUUAUGGACUGGGAACUCCAACAUGCCAAUGAAGCAAUCCGUUGGGCAACAGAUUACUUACUUAAAUCCACAAACAUUCAAGGAACUGUCUUUGUUCAAGUUGGUGAUCCUUAUGCCGAUCAUAAUUGCUGGGAAAGGCCUGAGGAUAUGGACACACCUCGAACCGUCUAUAAUGUUACCCAACAACGCCCUGGUUCAGAAGUCGCCGGGGAGACCGCUGCUGCACUUGCUGCUUCUUCCAUUAUCUAUAGAUGGUCUGACCCUUCCUACUCUCAAAAGCUUCUCAGUAGGGCCAUGGAGGUUUUUGAUUUUGCAGACAGAAACAGAGGAUCAUACAAUGAUAGCCUUGGACCAUGGGUUUGUCCUUUCUACUGUGAUUGGAGUGGCUAUGAGGAUGAAUUGCUCUGGGCAGCUGCAUGGUUAUGCAAGGCUUCUAACAACGCAUACUACUGCAACUAUUUGGUAGAGAACAUUCACACAAUGGGAUCCCACCAAGAAAAUAUUACAAAUAAUGAACAAGGUCCUAUUUCAGGUGAAUUUGGGUGGGACAACAAAGAUGCUGGCAUCAAUGUUCUCAUUUCUACUGAUUCACAGAUGAGGAACAAUGAAUCCCUCGUCAAUACAGCCAAUUGGAAUGCUGACAAUUUCGUCUGCGGAAUACUUCCAGAAUCACCAACAAAAAUUGUCAAUUACUCCCCAGGUGGGCUUCUAUUCAAACCAGGAGGAAGCAACUUGCAACACACAACUGCCAUUUCAUUUCUCCUCCUUGUUUAUGCUAAUCAAUUGAACCAGACCAAUGCUGUUGUCAAGUGUGGUAACAUCACUGCGAAUUCGGAUCGGCUCAUAUCACUUGUCAAAAGCCAGGUGGAUUACAUACUGGGUAACAAUCCAAUGAAUAUGUCAUACAUGGUAGGAUAUGGGGAGAAAUUUCCAGAGAAGAUACAUCACAGAGGUUCUUCUUUACCAUCAAUGGAUCAACAUCCAGAUCACAUCGACUGCAAAGGAGGGACUCCAUAUUUCAUUAGUGAAAACCCUAAUCCCAAUUGGUUGAUAGGAGCUGUAGUUGGAGGACCUUACCCUAAUGAUACAUACCCUGAUUCUCGAUACUUGUUUGUACAAUCAGAGCCCACCACAUACAUUAAUGCACCUUUUGUGGGUGUAUUAGCCUUCUUCAAAGCUCACAUAAAUAUUAAUUAAUGUAAUGGAUUUGCUCCGACCUUUCUUUCUU
Telopea speciosissima is the source of this 1586-nucleotide messenger RNA. Its product is annotated as endoglucanase 8-like. The record is from RefSeq and is a predicted model, not a curated record. Gene Ontology annotation, biological process: carbohydrate metabolic process. Bases 26 to 1555 code for a protein of 509 amino acids. Gene Ontology annotation, molecular function: hydrolase activity, hydrolyzing O-glycosyl compounds. The transcript is spliced from 5 exons. NCBI's taxonomy places the organism in Eukaryota, Viridiplantae, Streptophyta, Magnoliopsida, Proteales, Proteaceae.